Molecule: messenger RNA, 4080 nt
Organism: Engraulis encrasicolus (European anchovy)
Lineage: Eukaryota; Metazoa; Chordata; Actinopteri; Clupeiformes; Engraulidae
Exons: 9
Coding region: 232-4080 (1282 amino acids)
Biological process (GO): actin filament organization; cell morphogenesis; regulation of Rho protein signal transduction
Cellular component (GO): cytoskeleton; ruffle membrane
Molecular function (GO): microtubule binding
Source: RefSeq, a predicted model, not a curated record
GCUGACGCACCGAGGCGACAGGUUAUCUCAAGGCUCGUUCUCGCUCGCGGUGGCCAUUCAAAGUUUAUCCCCUUCGGCAGGACUAUAACGUUCGGCACCUGCGAGGAGUGCGAAAGAUAUUGCUAUACAUUGGCGUUGUGUGGAAAACGGUCACUGUCCACAAGUUGGCCACGGAUAUGUUUCAAAGGAAUCACUCACUUUGAGGGAUCCAAAGUUCAAGUGUCCAGGGUCAUGAAAGUGAAUCCACAGCAAGCUCCAUUAUAUGGUAAAUGUGUGUUGACGGUGGUGUUGAGUGAUGCUGAGCGGGCCCAGGUGCGUCAGGUGUGUCCGGAGGAUGGAGAGGGGGCGGGGCUGGAUGGAGAGGGGGCGGAGCUGUAUCUGCUCUUCUCCGGCAGCACGCAGAGGCACCUGUGCUCCACACGACGCACACACGAUGACCAUGGCACCCUGCAGGCCAUAUGCCCAGCCCAUGACUGCUGUGAGCUAGUGCAGGUCACGCUGUGCGUGGCCAGAUCGCCUCUAGGUGGCGCCUCUAGGACAAACAAUGACCAGCCCGGCGAGGUCGAUCCUGAUCUUGAGGCCACACCCACUUCCACACUUGUCCCCACGCCGGUACCAGUGCAGCAAAACCCAGGCCAGGUGGAGUACUUCGGCACCGCAUUCACACCGGUACCUGUGGAACGGCUGUCCCAGGUGUGCUUCGGCUUCGUGCAGGACCUGGCGUUCGACAUGGCCCAGUACCUGGUGAGCUGUGUGGGGCGCGCCGACCCCGAGGGCCUGGAGGGGGCGCUGAUGCUGGACGAGUGCUCCAUCCCCCAGCAGGAGUGCGAGAGGCUGGACUGCAACCUGGCGCUGGCUCUCAAACACCUGCACCUGCCCAGGGGGUGGAGCCUAUUGGGGACACACCUGGGCACGGAGGAGACAGACCCCGAGCCUCAUGAGACUCUGCUGCACUUUGCUUGUCGGCGGGGCCUGGUGCGCGUGGCCUCUUUCCUCCUUCGCCAGCGGGGGGCGCUAGAGGCACUGCGGCUGCCCAACAGACAAGGCCUCACCCCGCACACACUCGCACACAGACACCCCCCUGUCUUGGAGCUGUUGGACAGGGAGGAGGGAGUGACUUUGGAGAGGGAGCCCGAUGACGAUGCCGAGGCCACAGUGUUCCGUUGUCGUUUGUCGUGCGGCGGUUCCGGAGUUCUAGAGAGCCACUCUUCGCUCGGCACCUACACACUCACCGUGGAGCUCCGCCCCCUAACGCACACACCCACGCGGACGUCGCCGCUGCCGCCGGACACACCAACGCUGACCCAGGACACACAAACACACUCGCUGGGUACCGGGCUGCAACAGGACACACAGGAGCUUUGGAGCCUCGUUCAGAAACACACACACCACAACGAGAAGGCUGGGGAGGCCCUCGCUACGUCACCGGAGCAACCCGACUCCAACUCCGGUGAAGGCUCCCCGACACACCAGCACAGCAGCCGCGGAGAAAACACACACGCGCGCGAGACACACACCAGUGGGGAACCAACACACACUCGCGAUCAGAAGAUCCGUGGCCCUGCUCAACCACCAUCGACGACAGAUCCCGACUCCCCACGCGUAGUGGAACGUUCCCCAACCCUCCCAGAACUACCAUCACCACCAUCACCACCACCCCACCCUUCGCACCUCCCUGUCCCCGUCGUCCCCGUCCCCCUGCCACCCCUCCCUCUCCUCCUCUCCCUCCUGGCCGGGGAGGCGCGGCCCUCGCAGCCUGCUCCUAUCUCCAGCCCCGGCAAUCAGCAGGAUGGAGGGAAGCGAUCGGCAGCAGAGGAGCACGGGGAGGAGGAGGAGGAGUGUGUUUGUGGAAACCCGGGGAGUGAUAGCAGUGUCACGCCAUCGCAGCAGCAGCAGCACACAGCCACAACAGCCACAACAGCCACAGCAGGAGAAACGAGAGCAGUAGGAGAGGAGCAGAGGGUGAGUGGCGGAGAAGAAGCGGUUUCUCCCUGGCAGAGGGGUGGCAGUGAACAAGAGGAGGAGACUACCUCCAGCAGUAGUAGUACAGCCCAGGACUUAAUCAGCAGUGCACAGGGGGCCUCCGAGAGGGAGGUAAGCCCGCAGGAAGAGGGAGAGCAGAAGGAGGAGGAAGAGAAGGAGGAGGAGGUGGAGGAGGAGGAGGUGGAACCCCUUCCAGACCAAAAACAUCCAUCUGGCCUUGGCGGAGUUGCCGACGCAGCAGAAGCGAGAGGAACAGCAGAGCCGAGUCCCGACACACCACAAGAGCAGAGUCCUGUAACGGAGGAACAGAGCGUUGCAACAGCUACAACAGCUACUAUAGCGGAGGAGGAGCGGGGCGCCGACACAGCUGAAGCAGAGCGAGCGGCACCGGCAGCCGAAGCCGAAGCCUGCACAGAGUCAGCCGCAAGAACCACAGGACAGAACGCAGACGCGAACGCAACCGCAACCGCAACUCAAAUAGAACCCACAGCCAUCGAAAAAGGAAACACCACAACAACUGAAUCAGAAUCCUCUGCAAUUGAAGUAGAAUCGGCCAAAACUGCCAAAACAGAGUCCGCCAGAACCCAGUUAGAAUGCUCGGCGAGUGAGUUCUCUUCAGCAGGAACUGAAGGAGAACCCGCAGGAGGCAGCGCUAGAACUGCCGAGGCUGUGAGCACAGUCACCGAGGCAGACAUGGGCCUCACACAGUCUCAGACUGAGCAGGAGAGCUCCGACUUGGAGUCCAGGCACACAGAGGAGGGUAAUGAGAAAGAGGAGAAAGAGGAAGAAGAGGAGGAGGAGGAGGAGGAGGAGGAGGACAGAGAUGACAGCGAGUAUUUAGACGCCAGCUCCACCUCGAUGGAAGGGGAGUACCUGUUAUUCGAGGAGUGUGGUGACAGCGUAGUCGACUCUCCCAGCAGGGACAUUGGAGGUAAACACCCAGGUUCUAUACAGGAGGGCGAGGAAGUGACGAGCACAGAGAAGUCUGAAAGCAGCUUCCAGGACUGCAUUGAAGGAGUGACUAGUGCUGCAGACUGUGUAGGACCUGCCCAGGCUGAAGAGGGCAGUAUUGAGCUAGAGACUCGAGCGACGAGCGGCUUCAGCGCUCCUCAGGAAGCAUCUGGACACCAGGCCACAGACGAUGGGCUUUCCCACAUCGCGAGCGGCAACGACGAUGACAUCACUGCCCGUGUGUCGUGCGACUCAGGAAGCGAGGAUCUUCCCCCCGCGCUGACAACGACCACCACCAUCGCAGUCGAACAGGAAGUGACCUCACUGGGUGGGGUGACAUUGGCGGGUGACUGUGGCUGUGACACACACCUGCCUGACAUCACCGAGGAUGAACUCACACAAGAUGACCUCGCUGCACCACUCCCAGAAUGCCGAGCGACAGGGGCGACAGCUCUAGCUGAGGAGUGUGACAGGGGCACAAGUGAGGGACAGCACGUGCCCUCCUCCUCACAGGACGUGGUGGUGGGAAGGGAAAUGGAUAACCAAGAACAGGAACAGGAAACGGAGUGUCGGCCAUCUUGCUGCCAUAUCUCCCCUGACGAGGUGACAGUGGAGGUGGAGGUGGAGGUGGAGGUGGAGGUGGAGGUGGAGCAGGAUCAUCAUCAGGAGGUCCACAGUGACGUCUGGCCAUCACACUCAGUGGAAGCCCAGCACGCAUCCAGCAACGCCACCCAGGAGGAGGUGGUGGAAAAAACGGUGGAAGAGGAGGAGAGACAUGAGGAGGUGAAGGAGGAGGUGGAAGAGGGAAGGGGGGUGCGUGAGGAGGAGGAGAAGGAGGACGUUUGUCCGCCACACGGUGAGGAGUCUCGUCGGCCGGCGUCCUGUGACGACGACACCCUUGUGGUGGUGGAGGAAGUGGAGGCUGGAGACGCAGGGCCACCAGGAGGCGUACGGCGACGUGUCUCGGCCGGCGUCCAGCGACGACAGGCUGGAGACGCAGGGUCACCACCAGGAGGCGUACGGCGACGCCUGCCCGUCCCACAGCAGCGAGGACUCUCGGCCGGCGUCCAGCGACGACACCCUGGAGGCUUACAGCGAGGACUCUCGGCCGGCGUCCAGCGACGACACCUUGGAGGCUCUGGAUGA